This is a messenger RNA of Podarcis muralis (Common wall lizard), 1543 nucleotides long. Its product is annotated as SLAM family member 5-like. NCBI's taxonomy places the organism in Eukaryota, Metazoa, Chordata, Lepidosauria, Squamata, Lacertidae. The record is from RefSeq and is a predicted model, not a curated record. Gene Ontology annotation, biological process: T cell activation. Gene Ontology annotation, cellular component: external side of plasma membrane; membrane.
AUUCUUUGAGGAGCCAAAUGUGCUUCCAGUGUGCUUCAGAUGUAUGGUGUGCGCACAACCUCACAACGGCCAGGAGUCAAGCUGCUCAUUGACAGACACCUUGCCCCCCAUGGCCCAGGGAUUUAGAUCUGCCUCCAAGGCCCUCUCCAAGCCCUGUGGGCCCUCAGGGGCCACACCUAAGGACGUGACGUCAGGCGAGGCUGGCUGCUCCUCCUUCAUCUUCUGCAACCUCUCAUCCUUCAUUCUUCCGUUACACAGAACCAGCAAGGGCGUCUCCUUGCACUUUCUGGAAGGUGCUCAGAGCCCAAAGGGGAGUCCUCUGGCAACCCUGUGGUGUGGGAUACGUGCCCCCAAGGGCCACCCUGGCUUCCUUGGCCUGACCUUCAAGAAGGCGGGCAGGAGGAAGCCACUCCCCCCUUGCUUUGGGCCAGAAAGGGGAGGGAGAGGCGGCUGCCCCUCUGAGCUUCCCAGGCUCUUCGCACAUCGGAUCGUUGCCCCAAUCUCUCCAGAGAGACUGGCAUGGAGCCCCUCGUGGUCUUCUUCCUCCUCCUCCUCCUCUGCACCUUCCAAGCUGCAAGGAUGGAUGACACAGGAGGGGUGAACCUUGUCGAAGGUUUUGGGGAGUCCGUCACGUUGCCCCUUGAGAUUCCUACCCAGAACAUCUCCACGCUCUUCUUGAACUGGAAGUCUUUGUCGAGGAAGAAGGCACUGGCUCUGUGGACCCCCCAGCACCCCUUGUUUGUCAUCGACGCUGAGUAUUCUGGGAGAGUGAACUACUCCAAGGAGAACAAUGUCUUGCAAAUACGCAACUUGACCCUGGCAGACGGUGGACCCUACGAAGUCGUGAUGGGAGUCGUCCCCCACGAGACCAUCUUAAAAAAUUACACACUGUUCAUAUUUCGCAUCAACAUCACCAAAAUGUGGUGGGAGAUCAGCUCCUGCACUUUGUUCUGCGAGUUGGGGGCCGGGAAGAUGGCCAACGUGACCUACAACUGGACUCUCACGGUGACGGGGGCCCCACUUUCCCAAAGCAGCCGCCUCGACCUCGUCAUGAGCCCCACAGAUGCGCAUCAGUCCUACUCAUGCGGCGCGAAGGCUCUUGGGGUCCAGGUGAGAUGGGACAUCUCUCCCUACGAAGACUGCGGGGUCAAGGCUUCAGGACUUUUCGUGGUGCUCUGCUACUGGGUUGCCAAAAUCAUCCUCACGCCCGUCCCCCUCUUCUCCCUCUAUUAUCAUCACUUCAAGAAAGCCAAAUCCGCACAAUACCCUGUCUCAAAGGAACGGACAGACGUGGACUACGAAGUCGUCCACUUUGAAGAAGCCAAUUAUGAAAUGGACUACGUGAAUUAAUGUCCACACGGAAACGAUUCCUCAGAAAAGGCGAGGGCCAAGUUUGCCGCUGCUCCCCCCUCCCCACCCGCCCCAAAGUCUCCAAACAUUAUUUCCAGUCUUCCGGGAGUCGGCAGCAUUUGAGCUCAGUGGGGCUUCUUUCUCCCACCUAAACAGUGUUAACGGAGAAAUCCGAGGGCUCCCUUGGACAAAA